Molecule: messenger RNA, 1507 nt
Organism: Populus trichocarpa (black cottonwood)
Lineage: Eukaryota; Viridiplantae; Streptophyta; Magnoliopsida; Malpighiales; Salicaceae
Product: phospholipase A1-IIgamma
Exons: 2
Coding region: 63-1256 (397 amino acids)
Biological process (GO): lipid metabolic process
Molecular function (GO): glycerophospholipid phospholipase A1 activity
Source: RefSeq, a predicted model, not a curated record
CUCGUAAAUAACUUGCAAAAAAGAGAAGGCAUUCAAGUUUUAACAUAGUGAGACUCAUUGAUAUGGCAAGCAUAGCAGAUAACUGGAAGGAUUUCAGUGGUGCAAAGAACUGGGAGGGUCUUUUGGACCACCCUAUCAACACUGAUUUCCGCCGUUAUCUUAUUCACUAUGGUGAAAGGGUUGGAGCUAUCGGCGAUGCCUUCAAUUACGUGAAGGCAUCGGAUUCAUAUGCGCUUUCCCGUCAUCCACCAGAAGAAUUAUUCAUGAACGUGAAUCUACAGAAUGGAAAUCCAUUCAAAUACCAAGUAACUAAGUACUUCUAUUUGAAAUCAGAAGACAUUGCAGAGGUGCUCGAAUUGGAUCUCGAAGGGUCUGCUUGGAUCGGUUACGUGGCUGUAACAACCGAUGAAGGCCAGAGAGUAUUAGGGAGAAGGGAUAUUUUGGUUUGCUGGAGAGGAACAAUCUUGCCCGCGGAAUGGUUAAAGGAUUUUCUAUUCGUUUUAAUACCAGCUUCUGAUAUUUUUGGAGCAACCAACAAUCCCAAGGUGCACAGUGGUUUUCACAAUGUGUACGUGGCCAAAAGUUCGAAGUCCAAAUACAAUAAGACCAGUGCUAGGGAGCAGGUUCUUGCUGAGGUCAGGAGACUUGUGGACAGGUAUGCUCUCAAUGGAGAGGAAGUGAGCAUAACCGUGGCAGGCCAUAGCUUAGGUGCAGCACUUGCAACAUUGAAUGCCAUGGACAUAGUUGCCAACGGUUACAACAAGCCAUCUGGGUCGGACAUAGGAUUUCCUGUCACAGUCUUUGCAUAUGCAUGUCCCCGCGUAGGAGAUCAAGGCUUCCAAGAUGUAUUCAAUGGUCUUACCAACGAUCUUCAUGUGUUACGUAUAAAAAACUCGAAAGAUCCUGUUCCUCGUCAUCCAGUACUUUUGUACCAAGAUGUAGGUAAAGAACUGGAAAUUGACAGUAUCAAGUCCCCGUACCCCAAGGAUCCCACCAAACCCCAUGAUUUAGAGCUUUAUCUACAUACAAUAGCAGGUUACCAAGGGAAAGAAGAAGAAUUCAAGUUAGUGGUCGAUCGUGAUAUAGCACUGCUAAACAAAGGUCUCGACUUAUUGCCGGACAAGUAUAAAAUACCACCUAAUUGGUGGAAUGUGAAGAACAAUGGUAUGAUCCAAACAGACAACGGAUUCUGGAAGUUGAAUGAUUAUGUGCCGGAUCCUCCUACUGAAGAUGAUGUUGAGGGGAUCAUCCUCUAACUGGAAAACAGUAUUCUGUCGCCAGCAUGAUACUGAUCUUAUUCAAAAUUAUGGCAAUUUCCUAAUAGCAGUAAGUUGGCAAUAAGCCAAGCAUCAAAUAAUAAAACUUAAUAAGGGUUCUAUGCCUCUCUAAGAUAUUAAUAAAUGAACAACUCCUUGUAGAAGUGGAGGAGUUCAGGAAUUUGUAUUUCGUAUGUUGCUUUCUGGCAAUUGUUGGCCUGCUUUGACCGUCUUAGAUUAUUGGCUUGCUA